AUGACCCCCUCGGCGGAAACGUCUGGGCUGACAGCCUGGGAGCGGCGGCGCGCGGAAAACGCCAAGGUGAACAAUGAGAUCCUGAACAGCAUCUCCAAGACAUCCGCCAAGGUGUUUGGCCCCAUCGCGUCGGCAAACAAAAAUGCCUCGCCUGCAUCCCAGACGAAAAAGCGACCUUCGCGCCGGUCAGAGCCAGUCAAGCGCGAGGCGCUCAUGCCGACGCGCCGCAGCGCUCGCGUGGCUGGCAUCGAGGCAGACCCCGAGACACUGAAGCGCAAGCUGGAGGGUGUCGAUGGUGCUCUUGAGUACGGCAUUGGCGAGUCCGCGCGCGACAAGCGGCUGCGGGUCAGCGGCGAAUUGAGCCUGGGCGACAUGCAGGUGGACGGACGGUGGCAGGGCACGCUGGCCGGGUUGAAAGAGCUGUCUGCGACGGGGGCCAGCACACGGCCAGGCGUGCGACCGGGCGUGCGCACAUUUACCGACGAGGAUGUCCGGGGUACGACGGACAAGGAGCUCAAAGCAUUGCGGCAGGAGAUGAAUGGGCUGCAAUUGUACGACAAGUUUGAGGUCAAGGGUGAGUCGACGGUCGAAUUCCGCACUGUGACAAUGUGA
Sporothrix brasiliensis 5110 is the source of this 612-nucleotide messenger RNA. RefSeq lists its product as uncharacterized. The record is from RefSeq and is a predicted model, not a curated record. The coding region runs from base 1 to 612 and encodes 203 amino acids. NCBI's taxonomy places the organism in Eukaryota, Fungi, Ascomycota, Sordariomycetes, Ophiostomatales, Ophiostomataceae. The transcript has a single exon.